AUGCCUUUUGCGCCUUUUACAGGAUUGAAUAAUCACAAACAGUCUAUGUUGUUCGGUUGUGCUCUGCUUGCGGAUAAUACUGAAUCCACUUUCAUUUGGCUCUUCACGACUUGGCUUGAAGCAAUGUCUGGACGACAACCAGGUUUGAUUAUUACCGAGUAUGACUCGGCUAUCAGUAGAGCAGCACAACAAGUUUUCCCACACUCAGUCCACCGGUAUUGCAAGUGGCAUAUCAUGAGCAAAAUGCCCAAGGAAAUGGGACUGGUUUAUGGUGCACUCCCAAGGACAUUUCAAAUGGAGUUUGAAAAGUGUGUUAAUAAGAAUGAGUCACCUGAUGAAUUUGAAUCAACUUGGCAAGGGCUUCUUGAUAAGCAUGUAUGGUGCUCAGAGAAGUGGAAGUAUAAUUCACUUUUUGAUGGCUAUGUGAGUGCAGGGACUGCCUUACAAGAUUUUGCAGAACAAUAUGAAAAGGCUCUAUAUGACCAAUAUGAGAGAAGCAAAGGCAGAGAUGAAGUUUUUGAGUCUCUUGGGCUUGCUGUAAAAUUAUGUCGAGACGAGGAAGGAAUCACCAGAUACGAGGUAGCUAGAUUUAAUGAAGAACAUAAAGUUUAUGUUGUCGAAUUCAGAGUUAGUGAGCAAAUUGCUUCUUGUGAUUGCAAGAUGUUUGAGUUUGAAGGGACCAUAUGCAAACAUGUUCUUGCAGUAUUUAAAGCAACAAAUGUCUUUAUACUCCCACAACAUUAUAUAUGGAAGAGGUGGACAAGAAGUGCCAAGGAUGAGGCUCUUUCGGAUGAAUUUCCAAGGGUUGGUAAUCAGAAUAGUUCUCAUAAAGGCAAGAAUUUGCAGUACAAUAUUUUGUAUCAGGAAGUCGUUACAUGUGCAGAGGAAGGAAUGUCUUCUGACCAUAUUUUUAAGGUGGCAUUAAACGCCUUAAGGGAAGCUAGGAUUAAAAUUGUUGGGGCCAAGAAAAAUGCCGUUAACACCCCAAAACUAGAAAUUGUGGCCAACAUCACAAAUAAUCAAGACGAUAAUAACACUGAGAUUCCAAUUAAGUAA
Humulus lupulus (European hop) is the source of this 1056-nucleotide messenger RNA. Its product is annotated as protein FAR1-RELATED SEQUENCE 5-like. The record is from RefSeq and is a predicted model, not a curated record. The transcript is spliced from 3 exons. Lineage: Eukaryota; Viridiplantae; Streptophyta; Magnoliopsida; Rosales; Cannabaceae. The coding region runs from base 1 to 1056 and encodes 351 amino acids. Gene Ontology annotation, biological process: regulation of DNA-templated transcription. Gene Ontology annotation, molecular function: zinc ion binding.